Molecule: messenger RNA, 600 nt
Organism: Diaporthe batatas
Lineage: Eukaryota; Fungi; Ascomycota; Sordariomycetes; Diaporthales; Diaporthaceae
Exons: 1
Coding region: 1-600 (199 amino acids)
Source: RefSeq, a predicted model, not a curated record
AUGAAGCUAUCGCUGGCCACACCCACUGUACUGCUGUGCGCAACAGCAGGGCAGGCUCUUCUUAUUCACCAUCCUGUCGGCGGCGGGCGGGUCCUCGAGACCACCGAGUCCGGACCCUUGAAAGCCCGCGACGAAAGUUCCGGAACUCUUCUCGUGCCUACCACUGGAGGCAUUGAGAAUCAAGUCUCCGCUCUCAUCCAGGCUGCUCAAGACCCGGAGGACAAGGAGAAGAUCCUCAAGGACCUGGAGGCGAGCCGCAAGGACAUCACCGAAAACCUCCUGAAAGCCCAGGUGGAGCUGCAGAAGGCGGAGUCGAAACUAGCAACGGAGCUGGACAAGUACGAGGACGCCAAGGAUAACACCAAGAGGGUUAAGGGGGACCUCGAUGGGCUCGAGAAAGAGAAGGUAGAGCUGGAGUCGCGCGUUAAUGCCACCAAGGUAAAGCUCCGUAAAGCCAAAGGCUCCUUGUUCAUCUUGUCUAUCAACCACAAGGAAGCGCUGGAUGCGCGCAAGAAGGCAGAUGACGAGGUCAAGGAGCUGCGCGAGGCGAUCAAGAACGUCGACGAGGCGAUUGGCAAUAUCGGUGACCCUAAGAACUAG